AUGUUGUGGAACGUGAUUGUCAGUUUCAUUGUCACUGUCAUCUUCUGUAAGAGCGUCACUGCAAGUCCCAGCAAUCAACAAACGGAAUGUGGUCAACGAAAGCAGCUAGCUCGGGAGUUGAUACACCACGGCCACCAAUCCCGAUCGGGAGAAUGGCCUUGGCAUGUCGCAGUGUUCCAUAAAAUCAACGCGCAAGCUGACUCAAGUUACGCCUGUGGAGGUACGAUCAUAUCGCGGAAGUUUGUACUAACUGCGGCGCACUGUACGUAUCCUCGGACUAAAAUUCGACCGUUGCGGGCCAAGGAGAUGCUGGUACGGGCGGGGAUUGCGAAUCUGUACAACUUGGAGCACUCGCUGCAGGAGGUUGGAGUUGAGGAGAUCGUGAGGCAUGCGGAGUUCAACACAAGAACGUUGGAGGAUGAUAUUGCGCUGCUGAAGUUGGAGGUGGAUUUUGAGGUUACGGAUUUCGUGAAACCGCUUUGUUUGUGGAGCGGAAGUAGCGUUGAGGAGCUGAUCAUCGGGAAGAAGGGAAGCUCUGCUGGUUGGGGUGAGAAUGAGGAACAUAAGCUGACUGGCGGGUUGAAGCACGUUCCGAUGUUGAUCGUGUCGAGACGUCGCUGCCGGGAUAGUGAUCCGGAGUAUUACACGAGAUUCCUGUACGAUCGGAAGAUGUUUUGCGGUGGGUUCCGGAAUGGAUCUACACCGGCUUCCGGAGACAGCGGAGGAGGACUGUACAUUGAGGGGAAGGACGGCAAGUGGGGACUGCGAGGGAUUCUGAGGGACCAUCGAUCACUCCCAGCUGUGGGUGGGUCGAGCAACAAUUGGCCAAAACGAAGGCCAAUUAAAUCGAGCUCGGAAUCGUUUCUAUCUGUGGGGCGUUAAGCUUCGUCCUUUGGCCAGAUAAAAUGGAUUACUUCUUGGAAGCGGGAAAAAACAACUCUGCUCGAUACUAAAUCCUUCCUCAAUGUAAUGACCCACUUUUGGCGAGAAGGCGGCAGGGAAAUUCGGGUGGAAAACGGUGGUUCCUUCGAGCAAGAAAAGCCAUUCGGUUUAAUUAAUCAAUUAUGUCUGGAUCGUUCAGCAUAGAUUGGGGGAACGUGGGCAAGAAAAUGCAGGAAAGUCACUUUUUGCUGGUGGUCUUUAAGCGGCCAUUAGGAUGGCUCGAUUUCGGAUGAAGAUAUGGAAUGGUAUCGAGAUGAUUACGGUUCUUUGGUGGCAUAUUUGUUAAAUACUAUUUUCUAAAAUAGCUUAAACUAAUUGUAUCAUAAUUUCUAUUAGGAUAUAACAAAAUAUAUCAAUUUUGCGAAUAUUUCAUGCCACGAUACUGAAACCUCCACUUCGAUUAACCAAGUUCAACCAACUGCUACAAAUCAAAGACUCAAUAUCCGCUCGGGAAACCCCAUCGAAACUCGAUUGUUUCUGCUCGACGACGACGUCCAUAAAUAAGAUGCAAACGCCUUCGCCGCAUGCAUAAAUCUGCCACUUUCCUGGAACCGGAAUCCAAUCCUAGGCCACAGCUGGAGCCCGUCGUCGGCAUCGUGUCCUUUAACCGUCGUCGCGUCAGUAACAAGAAAAAAAAGUUUGGCCCUUUCAAUAUCUUUAUCGGAGAGGUCGGAUCCUUCGUCGACGACGAGUUCGAUGAACCUCGUGGAUUUCUUGGAAAAUAAUUAAAUCAUUAAUCAUUAAUGGUUAUUUCAUCAAUAGAAAUUUAAUUUUCCAUAAAAGCUUCUCAUGACGUGAAUCGCUGAAUGAUUUUCGAGCAAAAAUAACAGCAAAUUUCUCGGAAAGUAAACGAUAUUGCUCCGGCCAGAUUCAAUUAUCUGACUAACCAACCGUAAAUAAAUAUAUACAUCUCAAAAGUCCCCGGCAACAGCGUCGUCGUCGGCGGUGCUGACGUCGACCUCGUCGGAUCCUCUGGGGCCGGUCGGUGUUGUUCGACAUGCUCCAGUAGACCAGCAGCGUUUUCGGGGUCGUCAUCGUCGUUAAUGCCCCGAGGUCACCAACCAACCCCAUCGAACAGCGGCAACUUUGGCCGAAACCACUUUAUUAUGACCCUGUGAGGCUUCCUGGAAGAUGGGUUUUGCUUUCCCGCGAAAGCUUUACUCAGCUGUGUUGUUCUGGUUGAUUCGCGGAAAAUCUGUAGCGUUUUCAUUUAAAUUUGACUGUUGAUUCAAUACUAUAAUAACUUUCAACAAUGCUGCAGUGACCACCGUUCCUAAAUAAAUCCCAUAUCAAUUUUCCUCUCACACACACACCCUCAUAAUCUCUUCAUUACAAAUGCCAAAUUCAAUCAGCGCCGAGGAAGAAAAAAAUCGAUUUCGGGGGGUUUGCCAUCACAGUCAAUUGGUUUCAAAUUUAACUCCAUAGACGAGGAAUCCAAUCCACUGCCACCAUCCCCCUAGAAUUAUUCAUAUCCCAUUACAUGCUCGUUUAAGCUUCGCAGCAUCCGCGCGACCUGCCUCCCAGCAACAAAGCUCUCCUCAAAUCCCACUCCCUGGCUGAUGGGAUCGAUCUGUGAUAUUGAUAGUAGGGUGAGUGAUGCAAAAAUUGACGAAAAAUUCGAAAUUUGUCGUAAAUUGUAUGUGAUAAAAGCAUCUCCGUAAAGCGUAGGUGGCUUCUUGUCAUCACAAGAAAAAUUAUAAGAUACUUGAAUGGUUGAAAUUCUUAAGUUGAAACUCUACUUUUUUGUUUCCGUUAUAGCGUAUAUAAGCCAUGGACUGAUUUUCUUAACCAAAAAGUCAUCAUAUUAUUAAAAAAAAAAACAUUAUCUUUGAAAAUUUAGUUAUUUUUUAUUUAAUAUAAAGGAUUUUAAAAGUUAUUACCCAGAAAAGGUACACAAAAUUUAACAGUGAUGU
This is a messenger RNA of Culex pipiens pallens (northern house mosquito), 2855 nucleotides long. RefSeq names its product CLIP domain-containing serine protease B15-like. The record is from RefSeq and is a predicted model, not a curated record. Gene Ontology annotation, biological process: proteolysis. The coding region runs from base 1 to 882 and encodes 293 amino acids. The transcript has a single exon. Gene Ontology annotation, molecular function: serine-type endopeptidase activity. Lineage: Eukaryota; Metazoa; Arthropoda; Insecta; Diptera; Culicidae.